Momordica charantia (bitter melon) is the source of this 909-nucleotide messenger RNA. RefSeq names its product transmembrane protein, putative (DUF3464). NCBI's taxonomy places the organism in Eukaryota, Viridiplantae, Streptophyta, Magnoliopsida, Cucurbitales, Cucurbitaceae. The record is from RefSeq and is a predicted model, not a curated record.
CGGAUAAGAUUUCCGGCAAUAAAAACUGAAGCGUAUUAAAAACAAAAACAGAGCCAAACAACCAAGUCGCCAUGAAAGCUCUGUUGUGUUCCUAUAGGCAAGCUCUCCACCUCUCGGAGCCUCCGCCAUGGAAACCGAGAAGCCGAAUCAACGACUCAACAAUCACGAAGAAUCUCACCAAUCUCUCAAGAAUAGCCAGAGGCGACGUCCGAGUAAACGCCAAGGGCUUCACAGGUACUCCGGCGACGGCGAAAGAAAGAGAAGCCGCCGCAAGGAAAAUUUCCGGCCAAAACAACAGCAGCAACGACGACGACGAUGAAAUUUCAGAGGCCGUAUCCAACAGGAUUAUAACGAGAAUUUUGGCUUUCGUCGGAGUUCCGAUGGCGUUUGGUGUGGCAUUGCUAAAGAUUUUCGAGACGAUCAAGGAGCAGAAGGUGUGGGAUGUGCCGAUUUGGCUACCAUUUUUGACGACUUUCUUGACGUUCGGAGCUUCGACGAUCGGAAUCGCGUACGGCACGUUAUCGGCGAGUUUGGAUCCGGAGAAGGAAGGGUCGCUGUUCGGAUGGGAGGAGGCGCAGAAGAAUUGGGUUGAGAUGUGGAAGGAGGAAGACGAAGCCAGUCGCUGACUAAACUUAUGGCCUCUGUUUGGUCACGGAGAUAUCAUAUCCUGGAUUAGUCUGCCCCUUGUUCCGGUAUUGUAAACAAAAAUGCCUAAAUUGCUCUGUAAUUUAUAAUUUUUGUUUGGUAAUGGUGUUACGUUGGUCGAUAUCCCAAUAAGUCUAUUCGCAGGUCACGGAGUUAUCAUAUCCUGGAUUAGUCUGCCCCUUGUUCCGGUAUUGUAAACAAAAAUGCCUAAAUUGCUCUGUAAUUUAUAAUUUUUGUUUGGUAAUGGUGUUACGUUGGUCGAUA